AUGACAGUACUAAACCUUUUUCAGCCUGAGAAUGUGGUCAUUCUAAAUGGCUGCUCCGCUGUCUUCUCUGCUCUGGCCAUGGUUCUGUGUGAUCCAGGGGAGGCCUUUCUAGUCCCCACCCCCUCCUAUGGGGGCUUCGCCUUUAGUACCCACCUGUAUGCGAAAGUCAAGCUGGUUCCUGUCCACCUGGAGAGUCAGGUCACUGAGGCAAACGGCUACCCCUUCCAGCUCACUGUGGAUAAGCUGGAGCAUGCCCUGCUCAGGGCUAAGAUUGAGGGGAAAAAGGUCAGAGGUCUUGUGCUAAUCAACCCUCAGAAUCCUCUGGGAGAUGUCUAUUCCCAAGACUCCAUGAUGGAAUAUCUGGAAUUUGCCAAGAAGUACAACCUCCACGUGAUUGUAGAUGAGAUGUACAUGCUGUCUGUGUUUGAUGAAGCCAUCACAUUCCACAGUGUUCUGAGCAUGAAGAGUUUGCCUGAUCCCAACAAGACCCACGUGAUCUGGGGCGCCAGUAAGGAUUUCUGCAUCUCUGGCUUCCGCUUUGGCGCUCUGUAUACCCACAACAGGGAGGUGGCCUCUGCCAUGAGCUGCUUUGGCUACCUCCACAGCAUCUCUGGCAUCGCCCAGUACAAGCUGCAUCAGCUGCUUCAGGACAGAGAAUGGAUUGACAAUAUAUACCUGCCCAGUUAUCACUUCCUGCUGCAGGAGGCUCACAGGUAUGUCACUCGCAAGCUAAAGGCAUCGAAGGUCCCUUUUCUCAAUCGUGGCUCCGGCCUCUAUGUCUGGAUCAACUUGAAACAGUACCUGGACCCAUGCACAUUUGAGGAAGAGCUGCUCCUCCAUCGCCGCUUCCUGGACCACAAGCUGAUCUUAUCCCCAGGCAAGACCUUCAUGUGUAAGGAGCCUGGCUGGUUCCGUCUCGUCUUUGCAGCCAGGCCCCACCUGCUAAGAAACGCCAUGCGUCGGUUCCAGCAGGUGCUAGUGGAGCAGGCGCAGGAGCGUACAGUGAAGCAACUGGAGGAGGCAGUGAAGGAGGAAGUGCCUACCUCCCAGCCAGAGGCUCCAGCCAGGCCCGCUCUCAGGAAGUCCUGAUGUCAGCCUUGGAUCUGGAAGGCUGGGCGCUCACCUGGAGCUGUGACCAAACAGUGGCUCCUCCAGGCAUGAGUGCGUUUGACCCCACCAUCAGCCCCCUUAAGCAUCUGUCAUUUUGGAAGCUUUACAUCUUCUUAGUCUCUACGAGCCAUUGCGUGUGUGCAAAAUGUUUUUAUGGGAAUUCUGGUGGGAAAGCCUAGAGGAGGAAUAAAGGGAGCUCUCUGGGUCCCUGUUUAGGUGGGUUAACUUUUAUAUUCUGUAUCUAAUAAAUUCCAUAUU
Messenger RNA from Bubalus bubalis (water buffalo), 1368 nucleotides. Its product is annotated as probable inactive 1-aminocyclopropane-1-carboxylate synthase-like protein 2. Bases 1 to 1089 code for a protein of 362 amino acids. Lineage: Eukaryota; Metazoa; Chordata; Mammalia; Artiodactyla; Bovidae. The record is from RefSeq and is a predicted model, not a curated record. The transcript is spliced from 2 exons. Gene Ontology annotation, biological process: biosynthetic process; amino acid metabolic process. Gene Ontology annotation, molecular function: transaminase activity; pyridoxal phosphate binding.